Molecule: messenger RNA, 5817 nt
Organism: Dunckerocampus dactyliophorus (ringed pipefish)
Lineage: Eukaryota; Metazoa; Chordata; Actinopteri; Syngnathiformes; Syngnathidae
Product: arginine-glutamic acid dipeptide repeats protein
Exons: 3
Coding region: 3401-5104 (567 amino acids)
Source: RefSeq, a predicted model, not a curated record
AGAAACCGGUGACGUUUACAGACAGGAAGUGGGGGGGGACACGGAGACGAGGAAGGAUGGAUGGAACUUUGCUUCUUCCGUCUCCUUUUCGGAAGCACUGUGAUCUGUCCCUUUUGCUUCGCUUGGUCAUCGGGCGCUGCGUCCGCUUGACUUUGGCACGACAUUGAGGCCUGAACUCGAGCUCGGAGGACGAGGCAUAGAUUGUGACGAGGCGGCGCGCCGGCAUUCGCUUCAGGAGUGCAAGCGUGCUCGAGUGCAGACUUUGGUUUGGCCAGCGUGCCGUGCGGAGUCACAAAGCUCCAAAGGAUUAAGAGAAGCCGCUCUCUUACUCUUUAUUGUUUUUGCUGGCCCCCCUCCACCCGGACUAGCGGUCAUUACUGGCUGACAGCGGUCGCUCGACAUGCAGGCGGAAAUCUUCUUAGCCUGCAGAUUACACCCGUCCGCGCGUCUGUCUGCCCCCCCCGUACCUGUCCAUGUCACAGGAUGAAGGCGAGCAGAGGACUGCACGGCUGCGCCGAAUCGCGGAAUGACACGAGCUUUGACUCGCUGGCUGCUGAGUGACAGCGGAAACUGUCAGGGAGAGAAGAGGGAGCGGGACCCGUGCAAGCAGCCGCGUACCUCGGAGGCAUCUUUGGGCUUGUCAGACGCCAGGAACCUCAUCCGCGCUGCCAAGGACGGUGCCAGCAAAGCCCAAAAUAGCUUCUAAUCGGAACAAAUGUGGGAAAACAUCAGGUUUACGCGCACAAUUCAAGGCCGCCCAAAAGGAAUGGGAAGAAGCGCAGCUUGAUUAGCGCCAUUGCUCGCACUUCCUGUGUUUAAAUGUCAACAAAAGGGUGCAUUUUCAAUCCAUGCUUACUUUGCGCUGAACAGGAAGUGGCUGUGUGCAUGCUUUCAUGCCGUGUGAGUAGACAGCAGUCAUGUGGCUUGGAGGCAACCAUGACGCCAACGCUACCAGGACGCGUGCCAACAUACACCGACAACAUUUUAUGUUGAUGUCGACUGAAGCGGGCACGGGAGAACACAAUGGGCCAGGAUUUCAUAGGUUGGUGGACGUAGAUGGUUUGUCGACAUAAACCAGGUUCUACUGCAUCUCAGCUUUGUUUUAUACGUAUUAUUCGUAGUAGUAUUUCAGAGUGUCACGUGGCGAGACGAUCAAUGAAAAUGAACUGGAUCAUUUUGCCCGCCUCCAUAUAUCGCCAUGUUUUUCCUCGUCUCCCGCCUCCCGGCUCCCGGCUCACUCUGUGCAUCGGUUCAGCACUGAGAUGCUGAACAGAGUCUUUGUCUCUGUGGGGAGAGGCGAGACCGCUAGCAUACACGCACAGCAAGAGUGGAGCUUCAUGAGGAGCAAUGCAAGGUAGCAGAAGCUAGGAGGGAAAAAGACGCGUGCAAGGCAAAAUGCCACAGCCCCCGUGUGGGAAUUUUAAUAACGAGCAAGGUGAGCGCAUCGUCACGAACGAGCCGGUAUGUGGAAUUUAUUCGACAGUGGUAGCAACAUAAAAGGCAAGAAAGUGAACCUGCCCACCUCAAACAUAUCCAAACCACCCGCUUUUCCCAACUUGUACACAUGGAAAUGCAGAGCCUUUGUCCCGACAGCCAACACUCAUUUGGCCGGCAAAGCACAGUAAAUACAAAUGGAACCGCGCAAAACUGUGCAAAACUGCGCGCUCACAGAAAGUCAUGGCAAAAGAAACGCUGCUCUUUAGUACAGUUGAAAAGCCAGCAUUCCAAGAAAUGCUGCAAACGUUUGACAGUACGGAUGGCCUGCGAGGAAAUACAGGUCACAAACGCCAAUUUCGACAACUUUACAGAAUGAAAGUUGACAUUUUAAAGGAAAUAUUGCAUUGUUAUGAUAUAUUAUCACUACAGUUGUUUAUUUGGCCUCAAUCAUAUCGGUUAGCAUCAAUUUGAGGGGCAACAAACAUUUCAAAACGCACCUGCAUUGUUUUUUGACGUUUGUCCGUCAGGUCAUAUUUUUUCAUUGUACUUUUCUCAACAUUGACGUUAAAUCUCGCGCAUCAUCUCGUCUCGUGGGUCGUGUGUCAACAUCUCAACCUUUUCUCCCUUUUUGCUGUAGUUUUUGUUUUGUUUUUCGGUUUAAGUUUUCUUGUUUCAUUGUGUCAGUAGAAAGCCAAGACAAAGGCCAAGAAGAAACGAGCUGCAGGCCACGAGUGGCCCCCGGGCCGCACCACCGGCCCACACGGAGAUGAAAAAAAGGGAGAGACAAAAGAAGUGUUGAAAAAAAUUCGAAAUAAAAUGGGUAAACAGGAGGAGUCUCACAAGAUCUCAGGAGAUUAAAAGAAUGUCUUGUGGGCACUGGACCUGGGACGAUAAUAAAGUAAUGAAUCGAUCACACAAGAAAUGACAAUGAACUGGAUCAUUUUGCCCGCCUCAAUAUAUUGCCACUGCCAAGGCGCGUUUGUUCCGUAGAACAACGGUUUUAGCGGAGUGAGCCCUUUUGUCAGUCAUAGAGUCUCUUUGCCUCGGUGGGUGGAGGCGGGGCGCUAGCAUACACACAGAGUGCAGGGGAGUGUAACGUGGUAGAAAUGAUGUUAGCAGAUAGCAAUAUAUUGUCAUUUUUUUAUAUUUUUCAUUGUACUUUUCUUAAAAGUAACGUGAAAAUCUCGUGACACGCCUGGUGAAUAAUAAAUAAACAUAAAUAAAUCCAGGCAUUAAAGAUAAACGAAUGCAUAAAGAUAACCAAUCAGAAAGCAAUGAGUUGGGCAUGUAAGGUGAGACUGUGCAUCGCAGCCGCAGCUUCUAAUUCACUCAAAUUGCUGAUGAUUCAGCCUGGAGGUUGCAAUUAUUUGCCCUUUUUCCACCUCCUGCUCCUUUAACCCCCCCCCCCGGUCGCCAAAGCAGCAUUUAAUGGUGAAGGGGCUGAGCCGGGUAAGGAGUAAUCAGAUGAGGACGCAGCCGGGAUGCGGGGGGAAUCACGUGGGCGCGCAUACGUAGCGGCUAACCAGGGAUUAAUGAGACUGGCGUCCUGAUUGGAGUUGAGCUGCAGAGGCGAGGAAAAAGAGAGCAGGACGGUUCCAAUGACAGCAGACGAUAAAGGACUGACAGCGGAGAGAUGAGGAGUUAGAGCUGUGAGAGGGAGUGGGAGGAAGAAAGAGUGGGAAUUGGAGGCAGUGCAGUGCAGAGCGAAGGGGGGGGGGAGAGAGAGGGCGAGCGAGAGAGAGAGAGGGACGUAGAGACCAGAAGCAUCUCUCUGCUGUGAGCCACUGAGGCGCUGGAGGGCUGCGAGAGAGAAGAGGAGCUCCAGAGGCAGAGGAGGAAGCAAAGGCUUUGGCUUGGAGGCAAAAGUUGUGGAGGGGGGGAGACAGACUGAGGAGUUAGUUGAUGGCAAAAGUGGGAGGAGAUUUAUGGAAACAGAACCUUGUGGUGGACACCAUCCGUCAGCAUGUUCUCUGACAGCAGAGCUCCGGCGGCCGAGCAGAGAGCCUUCAAGCCUCACGCCCCCCACUUCAUCCCGUGGCUGCGCAACAGCCUCAAGUCCCAGCACGCCGCCGCUGACCUGGGGCUCAGCGGACCGUACAAAUCCAAUCCCGAGCUCCACGACAACUUGGAGAGGACCAGAGGCAUCGGGAUCUUCUCCAUCCCGGGGAAAAACAAGGCAAAGAAGAGCGAGCUGCGGUGCAAUGGGGUGGGGGUGGCCAGGAUGCUGCCGGUGGUGCUGAGGGGGCAUCACAUUCUGGGGAAGCCGAAGGACGGCAGUCCGGCCAAGUCCAAAGCGGAAGCGGAACCUAAUCCCGUUACUCCUCAGCGAGAUGGGUCUGGAUCCUCGGUUAAGAACCAUGGACCGGCGCCUACGCCUGAGGCUCCAAACUGUACGGUGCCCCUCGGGGUCUGCGUGGAGGACAGAAGGGAGGACGUUUGGGACUACACGGUUCAUCAGCGAGACCUGCGGUCAUCCGUCUGGCUCACUUCUAACCCGCAGGGACCAAAAGAGGGCCACGGCGGCUUCAGAUCCAGCUUCAGCUACAUCAGCAGGAACUGCCAGAGCCAAAGAGACCUCACUGUGCUCAGAGAAGCACCACCUGUGGAAGGAAUCAACGGAGUCAUCUUCCCCACCGAGAUUCCUCACAGAGGUUUGGGCUUCACUACGACUCUGCGAGGACCGGGGAAACACGGCUCCAAACGUGUCCCGGCCGUGGGCCAGAACCAGACCAGGUGGCUCCGGCACAGAGCAAAGACUGAGGAGGAGUCCCACGCCAAGGGGGCGGGCUGCAGUAGGAAGGUGGUACGGAGGCAGCUCAAGAGGGUGGUGGAGAACCUGGAGCAGGUUCUGGCCGCACUGAGGGAUGUUCAGCAGGAGAUGAGGGAGGUGGUGCAGCAGAUAGACUACCUGACCUCCUGCAUAGACCUGGAUGAAGAGGAUCCGCAGCAGGCAGGAGGAGGCGACAGCAGUUCCUCUUCAGGUUCCAGCUCCAACGAGGUGACGGUCAUCAGCACCCAUCCGAGGGCCUCACAGUCUGAAGACCACCGAGGAGCCACCCUCAGGAGAGAUCCCCCCAAUGGGAGUAGGUCUCCACCAAAUGAGUUCUGCACCCGGACUCUUCGCUUUGGUCUUGGAAGUUCUCCCAAACGAGGAGGGCUGCUAACGUUGGUCAAUAAUCCCGAUUCAUCGUCCCCUCAAAGAAGCCUCCCUGUCCGGCCACCCACCCCCGGACUCUCCCCUCUGACGGUGAACAUCCAUCCGCCCGGCAGCCCCUCCUCCCGCGGCGGCUCGUCCUCCGUCAUGGUCAGCCCCAUCUCCCCCGUGUCACCCAAGCCUCACCCGACGGCUGUCCUCUGCCCGUCUGUCGUUAUCGACCACCCUGCGACCGUGCGCUUCUGUGCGUCCGUGACAUCCCGCCAUCCGUCUGCCAGCUGCCCCCCCACAGACUCAGAGACGCCGUCCCACGCUGACGGAGAGAGACGAGCGUCCUCGGCGGGGCUUCCUGUCGCAGCGACCGCCAAAGCGGCGUCAGGGCAAGGCCGGAGAGGUCGCAAGCCUCCGCCUUACCCUCACCACAGACUCUCACAGCCCCCGCAGGCCGCCAAGGAGCCCCGGAAGGCUCCUCCAUACCCCGAGAAGAGAAGACUGUUGUCAACCACGGUGUGAGACGCCGCCGCUCCAAAACACAUCGGAGCGUUUAAAGGCCGGCCGAGUUGAGCUGAGCAAGUUUCCAAGGUGACAGAUGUGGACUUGAGAGCAAGUAUGGACCUUUCAUCAGUUGGCAAACUGGGGAUGACAACAUCAUGGCAGCCUGGAGCAUCGUAAAGACCACACCAGCGCAGCAGGACCAACGCACCUUGGCUGCAAGUUACUUCUAUCACACUGGCCAUGUCGGGGGUGUUCCAAAGUGCAGCCCGGGGGAACUUUGGCGUCCCACGGCUGCUUUUUUAUCGGCCAAAGGCACAUUCUAAGAGUAUAAAUUAACAAGAAAACUAAAACAGAAAAAAGGGGAAAAUUAGGUUGCGGAAAAAGUUAUAAUAUUAUGUGAAUAAAGUCAAAAUAUUGCAAGAAGAACAUUUUCAAAGAUUACGGUCAUAAAGUCAUAAUUUUAUGAGAAUAACGUAAUAUUAUGAGGAAGAGCAUAGGGUUGAAAUAUUUAAAGAAUAUAUUUUUUUUAGAAAAGUCAUAAUAUCAAAAAAAUUACAAGACAACGAAUAGAGUUGCAAUUUUUGGAAAAUUAAGUGGCGGAAAAAGUUAGAAUGUGACAAGAAUAAAGUCAAAAUAUUAUGGGAAUAAAGUCCUAAUUACAAGAUGAAAUAAUAAUAAUAAUAAUAGGAAUAAUAAGAACAUAAAGUUGAAAUAGUUAAAAAAAAACAACA